This is a messenger RNA of Symsagittifera roscoffensis, 2288 nucleotides long. RefSeq lists its product as uncharacterized. The record is from RefSeq and is a predicted model, not a curated record. The transcript is spliced from 7 exons. Bases 94 to 1689 code for a protein of 531 amino acids. Lineage: Eukaryota; Metazoa; Xenacoelomorpha; Acoela; Convolutidae. Gene Ontology annotation, molecular function: metal ion binding; mRNA binding.
AAAGCUAGAUUGCAGACGUCUUGUUAUUCAGAUAAUUGUAUUAUUAAUAAUAGACUAUUAAUACAUAUAGACUAUUAUUAUUAAACAUCAAGUAUGAAUAACGAUUUCCUGGCGCAGACUCCGUACAAGAAAAAACUCUGCAACAACUUCUUAAAGGGAAAUUGUCCUGCUGGAUCGGAUUGCACCUUUGCGCAUGGACUCCGAGAACUGAGGUCUUUUGAGAAUCAGAUUUACAAGUCGCAGCUAUGCACUGCUUUUGAACAAGGAGGAAUUUGUCAAAUGGGAAAUGACUGUCUGCUGGCUCAUGGUGAAACUGAAAUUCGAACUGAUGACAUCAUGCCUUCAAUUGCAGAACACCAUGAUACCCUGAAGGAACCCAUGUCGAGUAGAUUGGUUGGAAACACGUCUUCAAAGAAUAUACCUGAGAUCAAGAAAGGGACCUAUAAAACGGCGCUGUGCAUCCACUUUAUGAAACAUGGAAGUUGUCAUCUGGCCUCAUCGUGUACAUUCGCCCAUGGCAAGGAGGAACUCACAAAUGUCUCUUCACCUGACCCAAACGACCCCAAAUACAAGACAAAGCUGUGUCUAAGGUACGAGCAGGAUGAAUUCUGCCCCAAUGGUGAAUUUUGUGUGUUCGCGCACGGGGAAGCAGAAUUGAAAGUUCAAGGCAACUUGGGAGGGAAGAACAAAGCCCUGUACAAGACUAGUCUCUGUCACAACUACAGUUCUCUUGGGGUGUGUCCUAGUGGAAAGAACUGUUCUUUCGCACAUGGCAGAUUCGAGCUGAGACCUGUUGGGUUUGAUGGUGACUUUGACGCCAAGAUAGCUGAGAACCCCAAGUGGAAGUGUGUUCAAUGUAAGAUCUACCUGCAAGCUGGACACUGCAACAGAAUCAACUGCGACUAUGCUCACGGGGAAGAGGAGUUGAGGGUUGAAAACCCAGAUGCUCCCAAGGUAAUCAGAGGAAAUUACAAGACAGUGCUGUGCAAUAACUUCAUGUCUCGAGGCUACUGUUAUCAUGAGGACUCCUGCACUUUUGCGCAUGGGGAACCCGAACUUACUGCUGGCAAGGACGCCACGACUGCUCUCAAAUUAAUCCGAGAGACAAAUGCUCUUCGGAAGCGACCGAAGAAUGAGAUGGCUCAUUCCACUGCUGGUAUGGCGGGAGCUAUGGCCGCAGCAGCAGCAGCGCAGUAUGCACCGAAUCCCUUUAUGGCGGUAGCAGGCUAUCCAGACCAGAAGUUGUUCGCAGAGUUCAUGGAAUUUAAGAAGAUUAAGCAGCAGACGGAUGCGGCAGGAUAUCCUAGAGGAAACUCAUCCUUGAAAAGGGAUACGCUUCUUGUAAACAUGUCGCAAGGUGGUGUCUCGCCUUACUACAGUGGAAAUACAGCAGCCAUGCGACCGCCCGCUGGAAUACCGGCAAUGCCUGGAGCCUACGAACCCCUGAAGGUGAUGAACAACGCAACGGGACAUGCGAUUCCAGUGAGUGAACUCAUUUCUCAGACUACGGGGUCAUACUAUCAUGCAGGAGGUUACAGGAAUGAUGACAUUUCGAGAGGACAAGGCGGUGGGAAGCGAGAACCCCUGAGACAACGCAACGUGCCUAUGAAUGGAAAUAAUGGGGGCAGAUACGAAAGACAGAGAAUGUACAACUCAAGAGCAGGUGGUCACCAGGACUAUAAUUAUUAAACACCAUCUCAAAAAGAAUCUGGAACUCAAGAUGCGUUCAUAAUUUAAAAAGGAUUCUUAAAUUUAAAACGUGAAAAACUUUGAAGGUGCAGUGAAAGAACUUGGAUCAAAAAAUGUGUUCAAGUUGAAGUUCUUUUAAGCUCGAGAUAUGAAAUAUCUCGGUCUGUUACACGUUGGGUUGCUAUUAUUCUAUCAUUUAUGAUGAUUUAUAUUCUAAUAUGGUAGUAAUAUGUAUGACGAGUAUUAAUCUAGUAAAGUAAAUAAGUUAUCUUAUUUCUCGUUCAAGUCACGGUUAGCAUUCAUCGAAGCCGAGAAAAGUACUCGCAGUAAUUAUUUUAACAUCUCAGACAAAAUCUGGAAUAUUUCUGGAAAUUAUCUUUGAGAACUAUAUAAUUUCCAGAUUUCUAUAUUUGUGUUCCCUGUAAUAUUCCAAGAAAUUGAGAAUACUUUGUAAUGUUGAUGUUAUGUGAAUAACUACUGCUAAAAUGUUCUUUGAAAGCUGAAGCAUUUCUUGAUUAUUUCUGUCGAGGUGCUUCGCGAUUAGUACAUGUUGCAUUGUUUAUUCGUUGUGUUGAAAAUACGAGUUUUAGUCAAUGCUA